UUCUGGGCCGCUGACUUGUCCUGGAGGUCAGGGUGGUCUUUUAUCCUCUUAGCCUCGACUGAUGGGUCUUGCCUCAAAUACCCAGUCGGCCCUCUCCGGAAAGAAACCUUGACCUUUCCCGUGAAAAUAACCCUUACUUUCAUGCUGGCUGAAAUAAACACUACUUUGUGUCUGUGAGUUGCAGGAGCUGCACACAAUUUAAGGGGUGCAAAGGCUGCUAGAAAGAUGGAGAAAAAUAGUAGGAGAGAAGGAAAGAAGAGGAUAGAAAAAUAAUUAAACAUAACAAAACAGAUGAUAAUACUAAUAAUUAAUGACACCAUGUCAUUGAUUGAUGUGAUGUCUGAUAGUAAUAGACAGUAAGUUAAACUGGCUCAAACAUUAAAAGACAUACAUUGGUAGUACUAUACACAGCAAAUAAUGGACCAAAAGUAGAUUGAUUUACAACGUUAACGUUGCAUAUGACUACUGUACAUCAAAUCGAUCGUCAAUACUAUAUAUUCUCUAUAGUAUUGAAGAUCGAAAAUACUAUAUAUUCUCCUACAUACCAUUUCAGUUUUGAAGCAGCGUCGCGUUUUACCAUCCAGCUAAAAAGUGUAGGCCUAUCCUAUAUGAAGGUCCGCGAUAAGUGUUGUUGACAGGUAAGACCAUUGUAAUAACCUAACCUAAAUAACGGAAACUCGGGACAGCGCCAAAUGUCCACCAGUGGCAGGAAAUAUAUUACAUCCGUACUGUUAAGAACUACCAUUGAGAAUGAAUGGGGAAAGUUAAGGAAGUUAAGCUUAACCAUUUUCGGCUCCCGCACGGGAGGCCCGGGUACGAUUCCCGGCCAAUGCAACGUCUUUUUCGUGCCAUUUCCUCCCGGUAGGCACUUGACCUACCGGGCAGUAGUGUUUUUCGUUCUGAUUUCAGACUGGGUUUCUGUAAGAGAGCUUUGGGGUGAACUAUGUCCCAGAGAUCGAUCUUCAUUACUGCGCAGACCGGUCAUGGUUCAUACCACGAGGCGCCAAGCGGCUCGGAGAACACCAACAUCUGCUGGUCCUGGUCUGCACCAAGUCCCGGUCCCAUGGGCUCUACCGGAAGGGCUCCACUCUAUAGAGUGGCGAAGUCACGCCCCUUCUUUCAGAGGCUUUUGGACCUGAAGCAGCCUGAUGUGGAGCUGCCAGCUGUGUUUGAUCCUCUGCUCAUUUGGGAACUGAACGCAGCCUGUCAAAGGGGGACAGGGGUGACAAAAUACCCAACCCUGCACAUAUCAAACAGGGACACAGGGGAGAGAUUCGGUCUGCAGUAUGUGGAGCCAGGCUGUCGUCCUGUGGUUUUAAACUGGGACACACACAGGACACAGCACAACACCUCUGCUGCUGUAACCGUGGAGACACAGCUGCACUCCUCUGCCCAGGAUGAAGUGCAUGACAUUUCUGCUGCUGUAGCGGGCACAGACUCUCAGGAGACCAGUGAUGGCACUGCCCAGUACAGCCCAGUGGGAGCAGUGCCGAUCCUCCAUUUCCAGCCACUGAUGCCAGCAUCUGCCACAGCCAAAGAGUCUCACUCUUUGAUGGAUACAGACCUGCGAGGGGUAGCGCCACUGCCCAUAUCCUGCUCUCCUCGAGCCGCCCGCACUGGACCCAUUAAGACGGGAGGCCUGGUUCAAGUCCUGGACCACGGCCGGUGGACGGCCCCCUUGAGAGCAGCCACCGAUGGGCUUCUGGCUAAACACCAUGGAGCCAAGGGUAUUCUAAAGAGGGUGGAUGCAGAAAUAUGCUGCCACGGUGCAGAGGCCGUGCACUGAUCCCAACAGCCCCCUUCAUCCUACCACAUGCCAACAUAUCUCCAGAUAUUUAAAGCAUCUGGCCAAGCUGAAGAACACCAACUCCUCUCUCAACACUAGCCCAGAGAAGGUUUUGGAGACUCAGCAGCUGUGGCAGAGUUUGACCACAGGCAGCCAAACAGUCUGUGUACCCGUCACAACCCUGCCUCCUGCAACCGUCAACCCUCCAGCUGUGGCUCCCUCCCCCGGAGGAGUCACUGAGCCGGGCCACAGUGGAGAAGGUCGUGACAGAGAUCCUGCAGAAACAGCAGCAACAACCACAGCAGAAGAAAAAGGUGCCGUCAAGUACUUCUACUGCUCCACACGGGUCUUUAAAAUGCAUGGAGAUGAAGGCCUCAAAGACCCCAGGAUGUCUUUUGAGGACUUUGCUGCCUCCCCCUUUUUUGCCAGGGAGCUUGAGGCUGUAGAAGAGAGGAGUGCAGCGUGCAAGAAUGUGGCAGAGAGGACAAAGAGAAAGUCUGCACUGCAGCGUCCAACAGGUCGCCUGUUCAGAUUUUGUCACCAGCCACUGAAGCAGGGUCCUGGCAGCCCUCAUGUCCAUGCCUGUUUCCCUGACAUCCGCAGGAAAUACAUAUACUGCCCCUCCAGAGUGUUGUCCCUUUACAAGGACAAGGGCAUGGCCAAGGAGUUGACCUGGAUGGAGUUCCAGCAGUCAGACAUUUUUGAGGCAGACAGGGGCCGAUAGGUUUCA
Messenger RNA from Gadus chalcogrammus (walleye pollock), 2516 nucleotides. RefSeq lists its product as uncharacterized. The transcript is spliced from 5 exons. The record is from RefSeq and is a predicted model, not a curated record. NCBI's taxonomy places the organism in Eukaryota, Metazoa, Chordata, Actinopteri, Gadiformes, Gadidae. Bases 944 to 1786 code for a protein of 280 amino acids.